AAUGGUUGCCCACAUGGGCACGUCCUAAUAAGUCUUCCUCUCCAGAAUCUAUGCUUCAAAUACAAACCGAACAAAAGUGGGAGGAGAAGAAAGAAAGAACAAAUACUUAUCUCUUUUUGUUAUCUUCUGUCUGAAUAUAAAAAAAUGGAUCCUACUUCGAAUGAUCAUCAAGAGUUUGAACAAGUCGAAGCUAUUGAUGAUCUUCUCGAAGAUUUCUGGUUCUUUGAUAACUUACUUGGCAGAAGAUCAAGAAUCUUGAGGUACUGUCAUUCAGAUCCUUACCCUUUUUCUCCUCCGUCUUCUUCUUAUCUGAAACCUGAUCAAUCCCCGAGAACUGGAGAUUCGGAGAAGAAGCUUCUAGAAGCUCCAACAGUGGGAGAUUUGGUUCCACCGUUGUGUAUAGUGAAAGAAGAAGGUGGGGGCGAGCCUGAGAAAAUGAAAAAGAUGAGAAGGCAGUUCUCUGAGAAGAUUAGGGUUCAAGAACCAACUUACUUGCAGAAGAAGGUUCUAAAAAGUUCUAAAAAGAACAGAACCGGUAAUACUAGUUGUAAUAACAAGAGUGUCAAGUGUUCCCCGAUGGGAGGGAGUUUGCAGAGAACUCAAACAUUACCUACUUACAUAGGAAGAGAAGAUGAUGUAAAUGAGUUUCACGAUCAAGAAGAGAGCGACGAUUCGAGAAUGGGAUACUUGAUCCGUGAAGCCAUGGCAAGCUCUUCUUCCGAGUUUACUCCAACGAAACAGAAUACUCCAAAGAUGUCAAGCAUUCCAAGGCAUAGACCACCGAGAAACUCGAGAUCAGAGGAUGCUAUUAUUCAAGAACUGGUCGUCAAGUCACAAGGAAGUAAAACGCUGCGUAAGACGUUGAGCAGCAUCGAUACUAAAGAGAUUAUGACGUUGAAGGAGUUGGAAAUCACUGAACCGGAGAAGAAAGUAGUAAAAGAUGAGGAAGAGCAGAGGAGGGCCGUGAAAAUCCGGUCAGCAGCGGUGGUGGGACAGCCGAUACCGGUUUGGAUUCCAAAGGAGUCGAGAAGAGACAUGAAAGCUCAAAUCAAGUUUUGGGCUCGAACCGUCGCUAGUAAUGUUCGACAAGAAUGUUGACAAUAACAAAAUGAUUCUCUAUAAACAUAUAACUACAUUUCUCAUAUUCUUUCGUUCCUUUUCUGUUCAAAAACAUUUAUCGAUUACUUUAUACCAAAAAUAAUGAAGCAAAACAUGAUAAUGUGUUUGAUUA
Raphanus sativus (radish) is the source of this 1231-nucleotide messenger RNA. RefSeq lists its product as uncharacterized. NCBI's taxonomy places the organism in Eukaryota, Viridiplantae, Streptophyta, Magnoliopsida, Brassicales, Brassicaceae. The record is from RefSeq and is a predicted model, not a curated record. The transcript is spliced from 2 exons. Bases 145 to 1098 code for a protein of 317 amino acids.